Molecule: messenger RNA, 936 nt
Organism: Diospyros lotus (date-plum)
Lineage: Eukaryota; Viridiplantae; Streptophyta; Magnoliopsida; Ericales; Ebenaceae
Exons: 1
Coding region: 1-936 (311 amino acids)
Source: RefSeq, a predicted model, not a curated record
AUGGGGUUAAGGCCGGACCAGCUGACAUCCUCUCUGGAGCCACUAUACGAGUUCAUUGGCGAUGCGAUAAUCUCGAAAGGGCGUAUAAGGCUCCCAUUAACAAUUGGGGAAUUAGACCUCCAGGCCACAGCAAUAGCGGACUUCCUCAUCAUUGACGGUCCUUCCGCUUACAAUGUCAUUAUGGGUAGGCCUGACAUGAACGACCUGGACCUAGUUGUCUCAACCAAGGCCCUGACCAUCAAAUUCUCGACCCCUAAAGGGACCGGUUGUGUAAAGGGCGAGCAGCAUUCGGCGAGACACUGUUACGAGGAAGCACUGAAAAUAGGGCUUAAAGGAAAAAAGAUAAAUAUGGUUUCCGGAGGGGAGGCCCGAGUCACUAAUGGCCAGGGAAUCAGCCACGACCUGGAUCCAUGCGACGUGGAUUGCGACCGAACCGCCAGCCCGACAGACGAGCUAGAAGAUGUUAUAGUCAGUAGCUUAAACGUUAAAAGGCGCCUCCAGGUGGGCAAAGGCCUCUCCCUCGAGGUAAAAUCGCAACUGACCAAAUUCCUUAAAGCAAAUCUGGACGUGUUCGCAUGGAACCACGAAGAUAUGGUGGGAAUAGAUUCAAGGAUAUUGCAGCAUCGGCUCAAUAUCAACCCCAACCAUAAGCCGGUUCGUCAGAGGAGGAAGCCAAUGAUGACUGAGCGGUAUGCGGCCUUGAAGGAAGAAGUAGACAAGCUCCUAGCCAGCAGAUUUAUCCGGGAAGCCCAAUACUCGACAUGGGUGGCAAACCUGGUCCUGGUGAAGAAGAAGAAUGUGAAGUGGAGAACUUGCAUUGACUUCACAGACCUAAACAAAGCUUGCCUGAAAGACAGCUUCCCUCUGCCAAGAAUUGACCAGCUCGUGGGUGCAACGGCCGACCACCAGCUUCUGAGCUCCAUGGAUGCCUAUUAG